Messenger RNA from Labeo rohita (rohu), 1623 nucleotides. RefSeq names its product N-acetylneuraminic acid synthase b (gene nansb). Gene Ontology annotation, biological process: carbohydrate biosynthetic process. Gene Ontology annotation, molecular function: N-acylneuraminate-9-phosphate synthase activity. The record is from RefSeq and is a predicted model, not a curated record. Lineage: Eukaryota; Metazoa; Chordata; Actinopteri; Cypriniformes; Cyprinidae.
GCUUGAUGCCAGAGCGCUGGUGAUCACAUCUCCAGUCUCUUAAUCAUAAAUCAGUUAGUCAAUAAAAUAAAAACUAACAGUUAGUCUACAAAAAUGCCUGCUGAGUUUGAACUUUGUCCUGGAAGAAAAAUCGGGGGCUCCAACCCCUGUUUUAUCAUCGCUGAGAUUGGACAGAACCAUCAAGGAGACAUAGAAAUCGCCAAAAAAAUGAUCCGAAUGGCCAAGGACUGUGGAGCUGAUUGUGCCAAGUUUCAAAAGAGCGAGAUUGAACACAGAUUCACCAAACAAGCUUUAGAGCGUCCCUACACGUCCCCUCACGCCUGGGGACCGACCUACGGGGCUCAUAAGCACCAUCUGGAGUUCAGUCACCAGCAAUACAAAGAACUGCAGCAGUUUGCCAAUGACAUUGGCAUCUUCUUUACAGCAUCAGGGAUGGAUGAGAUGGCUGUAGAAUUUCUUCAUGAAAUCAGUGUGCUGUUUUUCAAAGUUGCCUCAGCGGACACAAACAACAUUCCCUACCUGGAGAAAACUGCCAAAAAGGGUCAUCCCAUGGAUGGAAUGCAGACGAUGGAGACCAUGCGCUGCGUGUACCAAACUGUCAAGAAACACAAUCCCAGUUUCACUUUCCUGCAGUGCACCAGUGCUUAUCCACUGCCACUAGAGCAUGUCAACCUCAGCCUGAUCCCUGAGUUCCAGAAGGAGUUUCCAGACAUUCCCAUCAGAUAUUCUGGACAUGAGACGGGCAUCCGUGUGUCUGUGGCUGCUGUGGCACUCGGGGCGAAGGUCCUGGAGCGUCACGUGACCCUGGAUAAGAGCUGGAAAGGCAGCGACCACUCAGCCUCACUGGAGCCGGCCGAGCUGGCGGAGCUGGUGAGAGCCAUCAGGACGGUUGAGAUGGCAAUGGGCUCACCAAUCAAACAGAUGCUGCCCUGUGAGGCUUCCUGUCACAGCAAGUUGGGUAAGUCGGUAGUGGCCCGGAAACCAUUGAAGAAGGGCGAGAUAUUAGCUCUCGACAUGCUGACAGUAAAAGUGGCUGAACCACAUGGUGUGAGUCCAGAGAACAUCUUCAAACUGGUUGGCAAGAAAAUCACGGUGGACCUGGAAAAAGAUGCCACCAUCACUGAUGCCAUGAUAAAAGGUUAAUGAUUAUACACUCCAUAACUAUUCUCCAUAACUAAAGUGACAAUGAAAGGGUCUUUAUCAUGCUAUUAAUAAUUAUCAGUAACAGUAUAUAAAAAUAUAUUUACAUUUAGAGGCUUAUUCACAUAUAUUGUUGAUUCCACUUCCACUUCUGAUGUUUUCGAUGUUUCUUUGAGUGCCAAACUAAAAGGCCUGACAUGAUAAAAUGUCAAAAUGACCUGCAUGUUCUUGCUUGCUGAUGAAAACAAGGUAUCACAGGGAAAAUGCUACGUGGCAAAUCAAACAUAUCAUGCAUUAGUGUUUAUCCCGCUUUAACCGUAUGUAGCAAUAUUAGGGAGAUUGUUUGUGAAAACAUGAGGCCAAAAGGGUAUGUGUUUAGUUUAGAUAGUUUAGUGUAGUUUAGUUAAGGGUAUGUAAGCAGAGAAGCAUGCUCAUUUCUUUUAGUUCUUUUUGUUUCUUUUUCUGCAGAACUCAAUGCUGAAG